CAGGUACUUCCGCUCGGGGCGGCGGCGGUGGCGGAAGUGGGAGCGGAGCCGGAGUCUUGGCCUUAAAGCCCUAGGCGGCGGCUGUAUUGGUGCUGGAGUCUGGGGAGAUCGCCGAAGGGUCUGCGGGAAUUGGAACUUGGACUGCUCGGUCCCCGUCAUCCCUUGCACCUCCUUCUCGGCGGGAGCCCUUGUGACACGCCCGGCUCGGAGCGCCCAGCGGAGCGGCCGAGUUUGAAGGAUGACCUCUAGGAAGAAAGUGUUGCUGAAGGUUAUCAUCCUGGGAGAUUCAGGGAGAAAAUACAACCUCAAAUGAGUAAUGCUGGGAAUUUUGCUGUCUGCCCUGUGUGUGAGCUCAGUUUCCCGUUCUUCACAACAGAGUUGGUAAGACAUCACUCAUGAACCAGUAUGUGAACAAGAAAUUCAGUAAUCAGUACAAAGCCACAAUAGGAGCAGACUUUCUGACAAAGGAGGUGAUGGUGGAUGACAGACUAGUUACAAUGCAGAUCUGGGACACAGCAGGACAGGAACGGUUCCAGUCUCUCGGUGUGGCCUUCUAUAGGGGUGCAGACUGCUGCGUUCUGGUAUUUGAUGUGACUGCCCCCAACACGUUCAAAACCCUUGAUAGUUGGAGAGAUGAGUUUCUCAUCCAGGCCAGUCCUCGGGAUCCUGAAAACUUUCCUUUCGUGGUGUUGGGAAAUAAGAUUGACCUUGAAAACAGACAAGUGGCCACGAAACGAGCACAGGCCUGGUGCUACAGCAAAAACAACAUUCCCUACUUUGAGACCAGUGCCAAGGAGGCCAUCAACGUGGAGCAGGCAUUCCAGACGAUUGCACGGAAUGCACUUAAACAGGAAACGGAGGUGGAACUGUACAAUGAAUUUCCUGAACCCAUCAAACUGGACAAGAACGACCGGGCCAAAGCCUCGGCGGAAAGCUGCAGCUGCUGAAUGGGCAGUCCGAGCAGAGCACAGAGCCCUUCACAAACGAAGAACACACUUAGGCCUUCCAACACAAACUCCCCUCUCCUCUUUCAAACAAAACAUAUACGUAAAGUAAUCUCAUAUCCAGCUGCCAAAAGAAACCCCACCAGACACACCCCUCCAUACAACACACAGACCUGACACAGCAGAGACUCCAGCAGCCCAGGCCUACGGUGGCUCCAUCAGGGUCUGCCCACACACUGCAUCUGCCCUCAUGUGGCAACAGGAUGGGCCAGCUGUAGAAAUUGUUCUGGUGUACAGUCGAAUCAGAAGCCUAUUCUUUUCGUCCACCAGGGAGAGAGAACUGUUUACAGUUAAUCUGUGUCUAAUUAGUUAUCUUGAUUUUUUUUUAAAAAAACGGUCUUGUGAUCUUUUUACCCCCUCCUCUCCCCGCUCCGUGAAGGCUAUCACUUGGGAAGGCUGGUGCCCCAUGCUUCAUUACAGGCUCACACCCAGUCUGAUCAGGCUGAGUUUUGUAUGUAUCUGUUAAUGCUUGUUACUUUUAACUAAUCAGAUCUUUUUACAGUAUCCAUUUAUUAUGUAAUGCUUCUUAGAAAAGAAUCUUAUAGUACAUGUUAAUAUAUGCAACCAAUUAAAAAUAUAUAAAUUAGUGUAAGAAAUUCUUGGAUUAUGUGUUUAAGUCCUGUAAUGCAGGCAUGUAAGAUGGAGGGUUGAACCCUGUCUAGAUUGCAGAUUGUUAGCAACUCAGAAUUCAGAAAUCCAGCUAGAGGCAGUAUUCUGUACAGUAGGCACAAGAAUUAUGUACGCCUUUUAUCAAAGACUUAAGAGCCAAAAAGCUUUUCAUCUCUCCAGGGGGAAAACUAUCUAGUUCCCUUCUGUAUCUAAAUUUUCCAAAAGGUUGAUUUGCAUAAUACAGUGGUGUGUGCAGUGGAUAAAUGACUGUUGUUAAAAUUCUUACUCUUUUUUUCCCCCCCCUGCUCCACACUUUGAAACUUCCCAUUAGAUCAGCAUCCUGCUUAUACAGGAAAAGGAAAAUCCUAACAGAUCUGUCCUAGUGAUUUUACCUUUGUUCUAGAAGGCACUCCUUUCAGGGUUGUGGCAUCCUUAGGUUAGCAAACCUUUUUCUCCUUUUCCCCACCAACUCCCCAAUAUUGCCCGUUAUUGCUUAACCUGUUUCUUUGGUAUGGAACCCUGGCAGUUUUGCGCCCUCCCUAGGAUCUGCCCCUGCAUUGUAGCUUGCUUAACGAAGCACUUCCGUUUUUCCCUAAGGUCUGCAUUCUAGGGUGUAGGCCGAGUUCUUCUGUAAAGAGAUGAACGUGAUGCCAAUAAAAUGUAACAAGAGCAAAGAC
This is a messenger RNA of Myotis myotis, 2290 nucleotides long. It is a transcript of the gene RAB7A, whose product is annotated as RAB7A, member RAS oncogene family. Gene Ontology annotation, molecular function: GTPase activity; GTP binding. Lineage: Eukaryota; Metazoa; Chordata; Mammalia; Chiroptera; Vespertilionidae. The record is from RefSeq and is a predicted model, not a curated record. Bases 396 to 947 code for a protein of 183 amino acids. Gene Ontology annotation, cellular component: late endosome; lysosome; phagocytic vesicle. The transcript has 7 exons. Gene Ontology annotation, biological process: phagosome-lysosome fusion; endosome to lysosome transport.